GCACGCCCACCGAGGCGGAGGCACCUCCCCAAUCAGGACUCGCUCAUCAGACAUUCGCACCGCCCAAUCGGCGUUCAAUUCGCUCCCACCUUCGACUGCCGGAAGCUGCCGUUCGGCGUGAGACACGAUUCGGCCGGUAGUCAAACUGUUACGAUCCGCCGCUUGUCCUCUCUCUCUCAGGUUGAAUUAACAGGUCAUGGAUGAUGACACGGGGCAGCUUAGAAGAGCACUUAUUGAUGCAACUGCAGGUGCGAUUUCGGGUGGCAUAUCGAGGACUGUGACGUCUCCGCUCGAUGUAAUUAAGAUCAGAUUCCAGGUUCAAUUGGAGCCUAUUUCCAAGUGGGCGUUGCUCGGAAAUGAUGUGUAUCAACCCUCUAAGUACACCGGGAUUUUGCAAGCAACAAAGGACAUCUUCAGAGAGGAAGGCUUACGGGGCUAUUGGCGGGGUAAUGUUCCUGCACUUUUGAUGGUCAUGCCAUAUACGGCCAUACAAUUUAGUGUGUUGCAUAAGUUGAAAACCAUAGCCUCUGGGUCUUCAAAAUCAGAAGAUCACAUUAAUUUGAGUCCAAUUAUCUCAUUCGUCAGUGGGGCAUUAGCAGGCUGUGCAGCUACUAUUGGAUCAUAUCCAUUUGACCUGUUAAGAACAGUAUUAGCUUCACAAGGGGAGCCCAAGGUAUACCAAAACAUGAGAUCUGCUUUUGUUGAUAUACUUAAAAGUCGUGGGAUUCAAGGUCUGUAUUCUGGAUUGAGUCCCACCCUUGUGGAGAUCAUUCCCUAUGCCGGUUUACAGUUUGGAACUUAUGAUAUGUUCAAGCGCUGGACAAUGGCUUGGAACCAUCGCAGGCAAUCAGGCUUUAGUGAAGUUGAUUUUGCUCCUUCAGGAUUCCAGCUCUCUCUAUGUGGUUUAGCUGCUGGAAUAGCUGCUAAAGUUGUCUGUCAUCCCCUAGAUGUAGUGAAGAAGAGGUUUCAGAUUGAAGGCCUACAGAGGCACCCGAGAUAUGGAGCACGAGUAGAGAUCAACGCAUACAAAAACAUGUAUGAUGCUCUGCGUAACAUUUUUCUCCAGGAAGGAUGGGCCGGGCUUUAUAAGGGCAUAGUUCCAUCAGUCAUCAAAGCCGCCCCAGCAAGUGCUGUUACAUUUGUUGCCUAUGAAUUUACCUCAGAGCGGCUAGAAUGCUUUCUAAGGCAAAGCUUUCACAGUUUUCAUUCUCCGUCUACUACUGAGGCAAACAAGUAGACCUUUUCCUCAUUCUUUCGUCAACUUAUUUAUAAGCAAAGGGGCCCCCGAUGAUGGAAAUACCGGUCACUGGGGACUACUGCUCACCAAUGUUGCAUGAAAGCUCUCAAGUAAGUCUGUUUCAUGUCUCAUUUGGGGUUUUUGGAAGAGUAGUGCUUCUUUAAUCCAUUGAUGACACCAUCACAAUCAGGCAUGGAUAAUGUGUGUCACAGAUAGUCAUUGUUGUGAUACACUGCUGUCAAUCUUGGUGUCACCCUUGGUGUCAGUGUAGCAUGACCCAUUUUAGAAUGACCCUCACAACCAAAUCUUUUCUACGUAAUAUUUACACUAUGUUUGGUUCAAGGAAUUUGAAAGAGAAAAGAAAAGAAAAUGAAGUGGAAAACCAAUUUUCUUGUUUGGUUAGAGGGGAAAAGAAAGGAAAAGUGGAAGGAAAAGAAAAUGAGGAGGCAAAAUGUACCAAGUGGAGGGAAAAUCAAAUUCCUUCCAUUUUGGUGUGGAAAAUGAAAGAAAAUCAUUUUCUUUUCUUUUCCUUCCAAAAUCCUUGAGCCAAACAUAGUGUUAGAGAAGUUGGUAUUUCCCGUUCCUGUUUGAGUAUCUGUCCACGCCUCCUUGCAACAUAGUUCAUCGCUUUUUAAAAAUCCCACGGCCACCGGUAGCAUAUUUUGUGGCAAUGUAGAAUGCUGUCAUAUACGUACGUAUAUAAAACAUUUUGUUUUUUGUAAUAAAGGUUUAUGUGGAACUUCAUAAAUAUAGAUUCACUUG
Messenger RNA from Cuscuta campestris, 1999 nucleotides. The record is from the annotation of a GenBank genome assembly. Lineage: Eukaryota; Viridiplantae; Streptophyta; Magnoliopsida; Solanales; Convolvulaceae.